Molecule: messenger RNA, 1212 nt
Organism: Dunckerocampus dactyliophorus (ringed pipefish)
Lineage: Eukaryota; Metazoa; Chordata; Actinopteri; Syngnathiformes; Syngnathidae
Gene: mrpl45
Product: mitochondrial ribosomal protein L45
Exons: 8
Coding region: 54-1004 (316 amino acids)
Cellular component (GO): mitochondrion
Source: RefSeq, a predicted model, not a curated record
AAAGCCACGACCGGAUAUUGUUUUUUGUGUAGCUUUCGCCUAAUGGCAGGAACAUGGCGGCGCCCGUCACUAGGACGCUUGCAGCAUUUCAGCGAGCGACAUGGAGCAGUUUAAAGGCUGUCGAAACCUCAGCGGGUGUGCUGUGGCACCCGGUGCCACUUAUUGUGCCCGUGAGGACUAAGAAGCGUUCCUUCAUCCCUCCAGCUGUGGGGCUGAAGGGCAAGAAGGACAUGAACCUGGAGGCCAAGGCACGAGCGGCCGGCGUUGUAUUCCGACAGGAAUACAUGGAGCGGACCAUCAACAUCUCCUGCACUGCGGGAAUCUUUGACCCCUACAUCCCUCCAGAGGGAGACGCUCGUUUGUCGUCAUUGUCAAAAGAAGGCUUAAAGCAGCGCACUGAGCAGAUACGACAGAGUGCCUCCUCACAGCUGGCAAUUCGUAAGAUCAAAGAGUAUGACUCAGAGUUUUCCACAAAGGGUUUUGCUGAGCAAGCUCAAGAACUCUUCAUCGAGGCCCACAGCGCACUGUGCACGUUCAACAAAGAGAAACUUCACUCACUGGUGACAGAGCGAUGUUACCCCGAGAUGACCAGGGGUAACCGCUACAAGACCCUCCGCUGGCGUUUUGUUGAGUCGCUGGAGGCCCCCAGGGUGGUCCACGCACGCUGCCCGGACAUGGUCACCAAGGGCAACUUGUACGGCCAGGUGACGGUGCGCAUGCACUCCAGACAGAUUCUGGCUAUCUACGACCGCUUUGGAAGGUUGAUGUUGGGCAGCGAGGAGCAAGCAAAGGACGUCUUGGAGUAUUUGGUCAUUGAGCGACACCUCGUCAACCCCUACAGCCGAUGGCGGCUCCACGGAAAGAUCGUGCCAUCCUGGGCCCCCGCCAAGGACCCCAUCAUUAAGACUGUAGCGAUUCCAGGUCCAGACCUGCAGCCAGGAGAAGAAUUUGAGGCCCUCAACUAUCAAGUUCCAAAAGUGGAGGCAGUGCAGUGGUCUAAAUGAGCCGCCAGGUGGUGCUGCUUCAUGUUAAAUAUUUGGUUGCAAAGCUUUUUGUCACUCUGUCCAGCUAAACAUCAGCCAACAUCUGCUAGACUUCAUCAUUUACACGUCAUGUGUAUGUGAAAUGGCAAUAAACAGAUGUUCACAAAUGCUAAGCUUUAUUUCUCAUGACUGUCCUGCAUUGUUGCCCUCGUGAAGUACAAAAAUAAAA